Helobdella robusta is the source of this 2001-nucleotide messenger RNA. RefSeq lists its product as hypothetical. The record is from RefSeq and is a predicted model, not a curated record. The transcript is spliced from 6 exons. Lineage: Eukaryota; Metazoa; Annelida; Clitellata; Rhynchobdellida; Glossiphoniidae. The coding region runs from base 1 to 2001 and encodes 666 amino acids.
AUGAAAUGCAGUACAGAUUUAAUAUAUGAACAAGUCGAACUAUCAACAGUUUCUAUAACACCAGCUAUUACUGUUGGUGAAGAAAUUGUUCCCUCGCAUUCUCAAGUGACUGCUUUGGUAGAAGACAACCUGGUUUUUGAAAUGAAUGUUGAUCGGCAUGAGUCAUUGAAUGUUUACGAUGUCGAACCUGCCGCAUUAGAUAAUGAUACCUGCAGCGAUAGUGAUUCGGCAUCUUUCACAGACCAGGAACUAGAUGCCAACAAAAUAUGGACCAAGAAUUUACAAAAAACGGAAAUUUCGUUUAGACUUGAAGGAUAUUGUAAAUUCACGGGGUGUGCCAUAACAUUCAAAAUAAUUAUUUCUGACGAAGAUCUUCUUGAUGCUCAUGUGCAAUUUUCUGGCAUAACUCGCAUACAUAAAUUGUCGGAAAUAAUGGCUAGACCGGUUAGGGCGAGUAAAAGAGGGGAAAUUGCUUCUUCGAUGAAAAAUAUUAGUCCUCACCAAAAACACCUAGACUGCAUUAAAGAGUUGUGCCCUGAACAUCCAAACGAAAUGGAAAGUCUGAGAUUAUUGAAGGAAGAUUUUGAAAAACAACACGAAAGCUAUGCAUGUCUGCAAUAUAUUUUCACUGAACCAUCCAGUGUCAUGCUCUGGUCCAAAGAAAGUUUAAAAAUUUUACGCCAACGAUGCAUCGAUGAUGUGGUGUACAUAGACGCAACAGGAAGUAUUGUAAAGAAAAGGAAACAUCCAUUUUAUAUCUAUGAAAUGGUUGUCAGAAGUUCGAUGAAAGGAGGAUCACCGUUUCCUGUCGCUACAUACCUGACAAACCUUCAUUCAACUGCCUCAAUUUUGUCAUUUUUAAACUUCCUGUACAGCGACUACUGUAAAUUGUUUGGGAAAAGUAGUAGGGUAAGCCCGCGAUAUUUUAUUUGUGAUGGGUCCAUCGUCUUGCUGCAAGCAUUGGCUCGGACAUUCUGCUACGAGCUACUGGAAUCAGUUAUGGAAAGAUACUACAGGAUAGUGGUUGGUCACGGAAACACUAAGGACUUCCAAAAACCAAUCAUACACAGAAGUCUGAGCCACAUUAUGAAGAACGCAAAGGUAUUAUUUUUAAAGAACAUUCCAAAAAAUUUUACCUUUGCGAUGUACCUCAUCGGACGAGUGGCUAAUGUCACAAUAAUUAACGAACUGAACAGUAUCUUAAUAUCAAUGGAAGGAGUUUUUGGGAGUGAGUUUGAAGGACCACAGGUGACACAAUAUCUGCUUCAACUCCAACAAGCCAUAAAGGAUAACGAAUUUGAUUUAGAGGAAAACGGAGCAACAACAACUACAGAAUUGGCGGAAACAUCUGGAAGUUUGGAAAAAAGGAAACAGAGGAAAAAGGGAAUUUAUGUCUCUAACCCAAAAAAACCCUUAAUUUUAAUUAAAGACAAGAUUCAGGAAAACCAGUCACUUGUCACUAAACCAGUUACUCAUAUACAGCAACAACCAAUAAUUUUAAAUUCAUUUUGGUCAGAUCUACAAGGCACUAGUUGGCUUUCAUCAGAUCACAUCAAACUCGCCAUGUUUAUUUUAAGUUUACAAUACCCCCACAUUGAUGGGCUAUCUGACACUGACUUUCUCACACAUAUAGGGUUAAACAGCAACUUACCCACGCCACAUGGAAAAUUUAUACAAAUAUUAAACAAAGGGGGAAACCAUUGGAUUACCAGGAGAACAUUACCAACAGAGAGUAAGCCAAAAAACAUAGAGAUAAAUCUGUACUGCACCUGCCGUUUGAACCACAUUCCUCAAAAGACCGGUGUUAAGGAGAACAUGAUCACUUGUGAUCGAUGUGGAGAAUGUGAUUUGGAAGAAGUAAGAGAAGAAGGCAGACAGUUCCAGAUAAGAGGGCCGGAAAAGACAAAAGCAGACUUGGCAAAAGAAUGUCAAACAGAAAAGACAAAGAAAUUAUUAGAAAAAGAGGACUGGAGAUCAGCUCACAUUGGUUUUAUUCCGUAA